AUGUUUCAUUCAACAAUUUGUUUGGCCCCAGGACUCAAGGAUUCCCAACACUGUAGGUACUCUGCGCACAUUGUGGAGACGAAUGAGACGGUGGCCAUCAAGAAGGUCUUUGUGGAUCGCCGCUACCGCAACAGGGAGCUCCAGGUUUGGAGGGAGAUGCAUCAUCCGAACAUUGUCACGCUGAAGCAUGCCUUCUACACCUCUGGCGACUUGGUAGAUGAGUUGUAUCUCAAUAUGGUUAUGGAAUAUGUGCCUGAGACGGUCUACUGCGUCAUGAAGCGAUUUGGUCGGCCCUCGCUGCUUCCCCAUAUUUUCAGAAUGUUUCUUUCAAUGUGCUCGCGCCGAUCGCAAGACGCUCUCAAGCUGUCACAGAUAGCUGAGACAUGCCUGCCUUGA
Molecule: messenger RNA, 396 nt
Organism: Durusdinium trenchii
Lineage: Eukaryota; Dinophyceae; Suessiales; Symbiodiniaceae
Source: the annotation of a GenBank genome assembly